Molecule: messenger RNA, 657 nt
Organism: Momordica charantia (bitter melon)
Lineage: Eukaryota; Viridiplantae; Streptophyta; Magnoliopsida; Cucurbitales; Cucurbitaceae
Source: RefSeq, a predicted model, not a curated record
AUGAUCAUUACGGGUGAUGAUUGUGAUGGAAUAGAAUCUUUAAAGUAUGACCUCUCUCGUUGGUUUUCUAUGAAAGACUUGCGCAUGAUGCACUACUUUCCUGGUAUUGAGGUCGCUUAUUCUCCAAAAGGUUAUCUCUUAUCUCAGUCAAAUUAUAUAGCUGAUUUGUUUGAUCGUGCACAUUUCACUGAAAACAAGAUUGUUGAUACUCCUCUUGAGCCCAGUGCCCGAUAUUCUUCGUCGGAUGGUGUUACUUUGUCGGAUUCCAGUUUGUAUCGUACUAUUGUUGGUAGGUUGGUCUAUCUAAUUGUGACUUGUCUAGAUAUUGCACACACUGUUCAUGUGAUUAGUCAAUUUGUCACUGCUCCUACUACAGUUCAGUGGUCUGCUAUUCUUCGUAUUCUCAAGUACCUUCAAGGCACUCAGUUUCAGAGCCUCUUGUUUCCCUCCACGUCUUCUUUAGAGUUGCGUGUUUAUUCUGAUGCUGAUUGGGCUAGUGAUCCUACUGAUCGCAAGUCAACCACUGGAUUAUGUAUUUUCCUUGGUGAUUCACUUAUUUCAUGGAAGAAUAUGGGCGUUUAUCUUCAUCAUCCUACUCCCUUAUAUUGUGACAACCAGAGUGCCAUUCAGAUUGUGCGCAAUUCAUUUUUUCAUUAG